Molecule: messenger RNA, 1902 nt
Organism: Lactuca virosa
Lineage: Eukaryota; Viridiplantae; Streptophyta; Magnoliopsida; Asterales; Asteraceae
Source: the annotation of a GenBank genome assembly
UAUAAUGCAUUGAUAACUUAGCAAUAAGUUUAAUUAAUAAAUAUGUAUGUUAUAAAUUUUGAUUAUUAAGAAAUGGUAACCUUGUAAAAUAUAUAAUUUGGGUACAUGGGUUUUAAAAAUUAGAUACACAAAAUAAAAGAAGUACAUGUGCAUAAAAAUACACAUAUAAGUAUAACUUAGCAUGAGCCAGUAAGUACUUCCAUAGUUAUUAAAAUGAAACCAAUAUAAUUAGAGGCUAGAGAAAAAAAUCAGUUGUUGAUAAAAAAAAAAAAAACUCAAAAAAAUAAAUUUUCAUUGUAAGAUGGAUAGAACUCAAAUACUCUAAUGCUUUUGUAGUUGAUUUCAAGAACCAUGAAUCAUGAUAUUCAAGCAAAACUACUUAGACGUGAUGAAGAAGAAGAAGAAGGUGACUUGAAAGGAAGAAUAUGGGAUGAAUCCCGAAAGAUUUGGAGGGUUGCAUUGCCAGGUGUCAUAUCAAGAGUUUGUGCAUUUGGAACGAUUGUUGUCACACAAUCAUUCAUCGGCCACAUCAGCGACUUAGAUCUUGCCGGUUAUGCCCUUGUCCAAACACUUAGUGUCCGAUUCGUCAAUGGAAUUCUUUUAGGAAUGUCGAGUGCAACCGAAACUCUGUGUGGUCAAGCCUUCGGAGCCGGUCAACACCACAUGAUGGGCAUCUACCUACAACGAUCCUGGAUCGUUGAUUUAAUCUCUCUAACUGUCCUCCUCCCGAUCUUCAUCUUCGCGACACAAAUCUUCAAAUUUUUAGGCGAAGACGAAUCCGUAUCAAACAGUGGUGGAUACAUUUCUCUAUGGUUCAUCCCUUUCGUUUACAAUUUCGUGUUUAGCCUCACAAUACAAAUGUACCUUCAAGCACAGUUGAAGAACAUGGUGAUUGCAUGGCUUUCGAUUUUUCAAUUCGGGAUUCAUAUCCCUUUGUCGUUGCUGUUCGUGUAUAAGUUGAACCUUGGUGUUGGUGGGGCCAUGAUUGCUUUGUCUAUGUCGUCGUGGUUUCUUGUGAUGGGAGAGUUUGUUUAUAUAUUUGGUGGUUGGUGUCCGUAUUCUUGGAGGGGGUUUACAUCGGCUGCUUUUAAGGAUCUGUUACCUGUUGUGAAGCUCUCGAUAUCUUCCGGUGUUAUGGUCUGCUUGGAGUUAUGGUACAAUGCUGUGCUAGUCUUGCUUGCGGGGUACAUGGCAAAUGCGGAAGUCGCGAUAUCUGCCUUCUCGAUAUGCCUGAACAUUAAUGCGUGGGAGUUCAUGAUCAGCCUCGGUUUCUUAGGUGCCGCAUGUGUCCGUGUUGCAAAUGAAUUAGGGAGAGGAAAUGCGAAAGCAGCAAAGUUCUCGAUUAAAGUCUUGUUGGGCACUUCUAUUGCAAUCGGAGUCUUUUUCUUCAUUGUUUGCUUAAUUUUCAGAAAAAAACUGGCCUACUUGUUUACAGACGAUGUAAGAGUCGCAGAUACAGUAUCAGACCUUUCUUUGCUCCUUUCUUUCUCGGUUUUACUCAACAGCAUUUACCCCGUUCUCUCAGGGGUGGCGGUUGGAGCGGGAAUGCAGGGUACAGUAGCGAUAGUGAACCUUGUUUGCUUCUAUCUGAUUGGUAUUCCAAUGGGAGCUUUGCUUGGUUACAUGACUAACCUCCAAGUAAAGGGUAUAUGGAUUGGAAUGAUCGGUGGUGUUGUCACACAAACACUUGCGCUUGUGUAUAUGGCAUGGACAACCGAUUGGGAUGAUCAGGUUAAGAGGGCUUCGGAGAGGCUAAAUCGAUUUUACGUGAAGGCGUCUGAUAAUGAUAAUCAGGAGCAAAUUCGUGUAGGUGUGUUAAAUGAAUCGGUUAUUUGUCUCAUCAUGAUCCAGCGCUUUCAUUUAUUUGGUUUAAAAAAUAGGGAAAAUGACUUAUUAAGGUAA